This is a messenger RNA of Amyelois transitella, 3732 nucleotides long. It is a transcript of the gene Cul4, whose product is annotated as cullin-4A. The coding region runs from base 125 to 2494 and encodes 789 amino acids. Gene Ontology annotation, biological process: ubiquitin-dependent protein catabolic process; protein ubiquitination; DNA damage response. Lineage: Eukaryota; Metazoa; Arthropoda; Insecta; Lepidoptera; Pyralidae. Gene Ontology annotation, molecular function: ubiquitin protein ligase binding. Gene Ontology annotation, cellular component: Cul4-RING E3 ubiquitin ligase complex. The record is from RefSeq and is a predicted model, not a curated record. The transcript has 14 exons.
CGUAAUGGUGGUGUGAAGAUUGUUUAGCCAUUGACUGAAUUCUAAUAUUUUUAUUUGUACUUUAUAAUUAAUUAGCGUUAAUUGUACAUUAAGUGUUGUGGCUGCGGCCAUAUUAUGCUUUCUUAUGUGGAACCUUAAGCCGCCAGUGUUGGCCGAGGAGGGUGGCAAUCAGUGUAAAAAACGUUCCCAUCCCAACAGCGAACAGUGUCUCAAAAAAGGAAAAUCAGACGAUAUGAGUGCCAACGAGAAGAAAUCGAACUUUUCAUUGUUAUCUCCAAAUACAAAUGGAGCCGUAAAAUUAUCCUCGACCUCUAUGAACAAGCCAGGGGCGACUACAAAGAAGCUAAUAAUCAAAAAUUUUAAAAGUAAACCGAAUUUGCCGGAGAAUUACCAAGAGACGACAUGGAGCAAAUUGCGGGAGGCGGUGAUCGCAAUCCAAACGUCGAAAGCCAUUGCUUACUCUUUGGAGGAACUGUACCAGGCUGUGGAAAAUAUGUGCAGUCACAAGAUGGCAUCUCAACUGUAUGUAAACCUAACCAACCUGGUAGAAGCUCAUGUAAAGGCUAACAUCGAGCAGUUCCUCUCGGAGAGCAUGGACAGACAGGUGUUCCUCAAGCGCAUGGAUGACUGCUGGCGAGCCCACUGCCGCCAGAUGAUCAUGAUCCGCAGCAUCUUCCUGUACCUCGAUCGCACUUAUGUGCUACAGAACCCUAGCAUUCAUUCAAUUUGGGACAUGGGCCUAGACCUGUUCCGUCACCACAUAGCAAUGAACACGUUAGUGCAAACCCGCACUGUGGAUGGUCUACUAUUGCUCAUUGAGAAGGAGCGCGGAGGUGAUGCUGUAGACCGGUCUCUAUUGAAGAGUCUACUUAGGAUGCUCUCCGAUCUGCAGAUUUAUCAGAAGGCUUUUGAGAAUAAAUUCUUGCAAGCAACAGAAAGGUUGUACGCGGCGGAAGGCCAGCGUCUGAUGAGAGAAUUAGCUGUACCCCAAUACUUGGCGCACGUCGAGAAGAGACUGCGGGAAGAAAAUGAACGGCUUAUACAUUACCUCGACCCAUCCACCAAAUGGCAACUAAUUCACACUAUAGAAAGACAGCUUCUCAGUGAACACCUGUCAGGCAUUCUUAGCAAAGGCCUAGAGGCACUUAUGGACGGGCCCCGGGUCAAUGACCUCACCACGCUGUACAGCCUCUUCAGCAGAGUCAAGGACGGUCUCACUGAGUUGUGCAAUCACUUUAACGCUUAUAUUAAGAAAAAAGGUCGUACGAUAGUAAUAGAGCCCGAGCGGGACAAGACGAUGGUCGCCGAGCUGCUGGAGUUCAAGGAGCAGCUGGACCACGUGGUCAGCACGUGCUUCCAGAGGAACGACAAGUUCCUGUACUCCAUGAGGGAGGCCUUCGAGCACUUCAUCAACCAGAGGCAGAACAAGCCAGCGGAGCUUAUAGCGAAAUUCGUGGACGUGAAACUGCGAGCUGGCAACAAGGAGGCGACGGAGGAGGAACUGGAGCGCUUGUUGGACAAGAUCAUGGUGCUGUUCCGCUUCAUACACGGCAAGGACGUCUUCGAGGCGUUCUACAAGAAGGAUCUGGCCAAGAGGCUGCUAGUGGGCAAGUCGGCGUCCGUGGACGCGGAGAAGUCGAUGCUGAGCAAGCUGAAGCAGGAGUGCGGCGGCGGGUUCACGUGCAAGCUGGAGGGCAUGUUCAAGGACAUGGAGCUCAGCAAGGACAUCAAUAUCACAUACAAACAGCACCUGGCGGCGUCUCCGGAAGGCGGCCUGGAGCUGUCCGUGUACAUCCUCACCAUGGGGUUCUGGCCCACCUACCCGCCCGUGGACGUGAGACUGCCGGCCGACUUGACCCGGCACCAGGACCACUUCAGCAAGUUCUACCUCGCCAAGCACUCGGGCAGGAAGCUGCAGUGGCAGGCCACUCUUGGCCAUUGCGUGCUGAGGGCUCACUUCACACAGGGUAACAAAGAGCUGCAGGUGUCGCUGUUCCAAGCCCUAGUCCUACUUCUAUUCAACGACGGCGACAACCUAUCCUUUGAAGACAUAAAAACUGCCACUAACAUUGAGGAGGGAGAACUCCGGCGCACGCUGCAGUCGCUGGCGUGCGGCAAGGCGCGCGUGCUCAGCAAAACUCCGCGCGGGAGGGAGGUCGCGGACGGCGACCACUUCGCCUUCAACGCGGACUUCACCAACAAGCUGUUCCGCAUCAAGAUCAACCAGAUACAGAUGAAGGAGACUAGUGAAGAACAGAAGGCGACCGAAGAGCGGGUGUUCCAAGACCGCCAGUACCAGAUCGACGCGGCCAUCGUGCGCGUCAUGAAGAUGAGGAAGGCUCUCUCGCACAACCUGCUCAUCUCGGAACUCUACAACCAGCUCAAGUUCCCGGUCAAGCCGGCAGACCUGAAGAAACGUAUAGAAUCACUAAUCGACCGCGACUACAUGGAGCGAGACAAGGACAACCCCAACCAGUACAACUACGUCGCGUAAUCCCCCCCCCCCCCCCCCCACUUUUAUCCCUUCUUCCGCCCUUUUAUCCCCUCCUGCCCCCCACUGCCCCAGUGGAACGUAUGCCGACUCACGAUUCUCUCUCGAUAACGGACAUAUUUGUAUGACUUUCGUGAUAAAAAAAGAAAAGAUGGCCAUAAUUCUGAGCAACAUUCUUUUAUGACUAAGGUAUGUGCUAUCUCUGUCUAGUUCUCUUAGGGAAAUAUCGACAAAUUAAUUUUUUUAUUUGAAAAGUUUCUUCAGGAAAGAACUGUUUACAGUCAAUAUCGCAGACCUAAUUGUAAAAUAACAGACAGUUUAUUAUAUGUAACCGUAUGUUUCAUCAACGGAGAGCUUGAUUAAAAUCUGUUUCUCUCUUGAAUAUGUCGCCGGUAAUUUAGCUGUAUUGUAAUAUAAUUUUGUACAAAUAUUUUGCUGUUGUUUUAACUUGACUCUAACAUUUUUUUCUCAUUUACUAUAACUAUCAACACUUCAAAUUUAUUGAGAGUCAUUGGUAAUACCCAAUAUAAUGAGAAUACAAAUGACAAAUUAAAAAUGUUCACUUCAAAAUAAUCUAGUAUAUAAUUUACUUGAUUAUUUUGAAGUGAACAUGUUUACUUCUUGAUCUAUGGACAAGCAUUUGAAAGCUACAUGAGAAAUGUCGCCCGUUUCCUGCGACAAUUCGCGGUUUGCAUUAGUGUUGACCCGUGUCAAAGUCUUUAGUCCAUUGAUAGAGAAUUAAGGACAGGACACAUUAAUGAAUUCAAUAUCGAAAGUUAAUUAAAAAGGUACAGCAAGUGAUUGUUCGUAACAUUUUAGUUACAAUACUAGUUUUCAAGACUUACAUAAGAAUUUCUGCUCUUCGUAAUCGAGAUAAAAGAGAAUGUGGGUAAGCGGCAUACAGAAGACGACGCUUUUAGUUAGUUAACCGCUCUAUUCAAUUGACAAAAGUAAUCUGCUAGAUUAAAGUUUGUUAAUGUUAAGUACGACUUACGAUUAACUAUAAGUAUGCCUGCCACGAUUUUAGAGCCACGUUUAGGAUAAUAUCUAUCGGAAACGAUUACUAAGAAACCUCUUUGUAUUUAUUAUAUCUCUCUCCUGAUAGUUUGGUUUGUGAUGCCAAAUAAAACGGACCAGAUGUGGGAAUCUGCCGGUGUUGUGCGUGAAAAUUUAUUAAUUACUUUCUAAGACAAGAAACUGGUUCACUGAUGUAUAAUAAAUAUUUAUAGUUAAGUUUCAUU